UGGCGGGAACUUUGCACGUGGAAAGUGCUUCGGGCCUGUGAGCUGCAACGGUUGUCUACUUCUUUGUGGCUUGAGAGCUGCUGGAGGCCCCAGAGCGCCUUCUGGCUCCAGCUUCAGGCCCCAAGACGCUAGGCUGUGUUUUUCCCACCUGCGCCGCUGCAGUGCAGUCUCUAGACCGGGCGAAAGGACGGACAUCGGGCAGGUGACACUUGGCUAAGGUGGACAUCAUGGAUAUCUGCGAGUCCAUCCUGGAGAGGAAGCAGCAUGACAGCGAACUGUCUGCAUGCAGCGUCCUGGAACAGACGGACAUGGAGGCCGUGGAGGCCCUCAUGUGCAUGAGUGCCUGGGGACAGAGAGCCCAGAAGGGCGAGCUGCUGAGGACGAGGCCACUCACCCCUGUCUCCGACUCUGACUCCGGCGAAGCGGCUGCGCCCGAGCUGCCCAAGGACUUCCAGGCUUUCUCGACACUGUGUAUGACGCCACCUCAGAGCCCGGACCUUGUGGAGCCACCACCAGGGCUCCCUCCCCAGGCAGCCCACACCUUGGCAGCCAAAAUGCUGGGCCGGAGGGUAGAGUGGGCAUCGCCAGGACUGGAGCCCCACCGAGCUGUGGAGACAAGCGUGAUCAGGCACACCGGGGAGAGUGUCACCCUCACCGACUCCACUGUUGGGCAGCCCCAGGGACAGUUGGCCAUGGACAGGGCCGGGGAGGGGCGGCCCGUGGGCCCAGGUGACACCCCACUGGACUCACGCCUCCAGGACAGUUCCCAACUCACCAGUGCUACCUACUGCCAGCCUUGCUCUCACGAGCCUGGCAGCCCUCUCUGUGCGGACAGAAACCAGCAGCUGGUGUUGCCCACUGCCCCACAGGCCUGCUCACCAAAGAGUCCUGGUGGCCACCUGCCAUGGAGGAGCAGCCCCAGGCCAGGCCCUCUUUUCUCUGUCCCUAGCCCUACUGUCCUCUGCCAGAUGGUCCCCAUCCCUGUGUCCGGGCAGGCUGGGGUGCUGCCAGCUUUCCUCCAGCCUCCUACACUGAUGUCCACUGGACCUGGCAAGCCCAUCCUGCCCCAGGCCUCGCCUGCACCACAGGGAGCCGUGAUGCUAGUACUGCCCCCACCAGCCCUGCCCCCAGCUGCCACUUGCCCACCUGGUGUGGUCACUGUAGGCAGCACCAGGCUGCUGCCCCUCGCCCCCAUGCCCAUGCUCUUUGCCUCCAGCCAAAGCUUCGCCCCGCAGGUGGACUUCUCCCGGCGGAGAAGCUAUGUAUGCGACUUCCCUGGCUGCCGUAAGACCUACUUCAAGAGCUCACACCUAAAGGGACACCUGCGCACUCACACAGGGGAGAAGCCCUUCAGCUGCAGCUGGGAUGGCUGCGGGAAGAAAUUUGCGCGCUCGGAUGAGCUGUCACGGCACCGACGCACGCACACCGGGGAGAAGAAGUUUGCCUGCCCUGUGUGCGAGCGGCGCUUCAUGCGCAGCGAUCAUCUGACCAAGCAUGCGCGACGCCACCUGAGUGCCAAGAAGCUUCUGGGCUGGCAGGCAGAGUCAGAAGUGGAGGCAGGCAGGCGAAGUGAGGGCCCAGGCAGCCCCAUGGGGCCUGUGCCCACCUCAUCCUGAGCACCUGCUCCGCCUAGGCUGCGGGGCUGUGGGCAUCGUGCACAUUGCUCAUUUCUUUUCUGUUCUGGACCCUGUUCCGUGUCCUUUGCAGUUUCACAAGUAUCUUUUUGUGUAAGGAAACGGGGGACUUGAUCGUCUCGGUGACCAGCUCAGCCAGGGUCUUGCCCAGGGGCCUAAGUGACUGCCUGGCAAGCAGAAAGCUGGGAGUUCAGCCUCCGGUGCCACAAAAAGAAUAAAUCACCAGGGUUCACAUAACCAUUUUGGCAGUAAAGUUUACAGAGUAAGUCUGGGUUUUUACAAGCUUUCUAUUCUGUUUUGUAGAAAGAAGACAGGGUACUAAUUUUAUACUGUUUUUUAUAAAAGUAUUUAUAUUGUUGGUGCUUGCAUCACCCGUUUCUAUUUAGCCUCCUUGGUGUUUAGUGAACACCCUGAAAGAAGCCGUGGCCACUCUGUUAGAGCUGAGGACCCCUGGAGACAAGACGCAGGUUAUGGGGCCUCUCAGAGAACAGGAGGGGCCCAAGUGUGGGGUGCUGGUGUCCUUCGGGCCAAGGAAGAUCAGUUUGUGCCCAAGGUGUCACUCGGCCCAUCAGCUGGUCGUGUGUCCGCUGAUCUCUUGACUGGGCCUCCCCUGAUGGCUAGCCGUGUGGGAAGUGGCCUCAGGUGGUGGGGCAGGCACGAGGCCACAAGCUUUGGUUCCCUGGGUGCAAGGACUGCAGGGAGCUCAUGGGCUGCUAUGGGCUGUGUGGCUCCAGAUUGAAGGGAGGCCCUGAGGAGGGAGGCUGUGGCCUCCAAGGCCCUGGCCCAGGCGAGCCCAGGCUGUGCUGUCACUGAGGCUUGGUCCAAGGCCACAGAGGAAGGGGACCCCCACUGCUGUGGUGGUGGAGGGGUUGUGACUGCACUGUGUGCUUAGCCAAGGUGUUGGGGACUUAGCCUUUAUUCUGGUGAGGGUGGGGCGGGAGCUGCCUUUCCAUUUGCAGUCUGCCACCACUCCACCCAGCCAGCCAUCCUCAGUGUGUGACUUGAUGCCCACAGAGUCGCCCUUUUAUUUCAGCUGCUUUUCAUGUGUGUGUGUACGUGUGCGCACGUGUGGAGUGUGUGUGUGCAGUUAUGCAUUUUCAUGCUGUGCACAGUUGGAUACUUGUGUUCCUGGAGCUUCUGGGGAACCUGUGUGUAGAACAUGUGACCCUGCUGCCCGUCCCCUGCCCUCACCUGAGGUCGAUGUGACACUGGCCAAGUGUGGGCCACUUGGUUGCUGCCCUGCUCCAGAGCUCUGCUGGGACGGGGCCCUCGGCCUGGACUCCAUGCUCUGCAGUGCACGGUGGAUAGCGUUCACAGCCAAGCUCCCGCUUCCUGCUCGGUCGGGGGUGUGCUGGGGGCUACCCGCUUGCUCCUGGGGAUGGCCGUCAGGGCACCGGCUCUGAUCCGCAAACCCACACCACCCUGCCGCCCGUUCUGCCUGUUCUGCCCGCCGCACAACGGGUCCCUGCACUUUACCCUUCUUGGGUUUGCUUGAGCUUUUUUGACUUUGAGCCUUUAAAAAGUAGUUUCAGUGAUAAAACUUAAAAUGUUUCAUAAUUUUCUCCUAUGUAACAGACUACAGCCUGUUAUUUAAAUGAGUAUGUAUAAUGUAAUGUUUUUUUCAAAUCAUAAAAUUUUCUUGAUUUGCAAA
Cavia porcellus (domestic guinea pig) is the source of this 3285-nucleotide messenger RNA. It is a transcript of the gene Klf11, whose product is annotated as KLF transcription factor 11. The transcript is spliced from 4 exons. Gene Ontology annotation, biological process: regulation of transcription by RNA polymerase II. The record is from RefSeq and is a predicted model, not a curated record. NCBI's taxonomy places the organism in Eukaryota, Metazoa, Chordata, Mammalia, Rodentia, Caviidae. Gene Ontology annotation, molecular function: RNA polymerase II cis-regulatory region sequence-specific DNA binding; DNA-binding transcription factor activity, RNA polymerase II-specific. Bases 228 to 1616 code for a protein of 462 amino acids.